AUGGACUCGGUGCUGCGCAGCGCCCGCCGCUUCCCCCCGCGGCUGCUGCGGGCGGCGCCGGAUCGGGCCCGGCGGGGCUCCGCGGGUGCGGCCAUGCAGCAGCCCGAGGGCGGCGGGGGCUGGCUGGGCGCGCUGCGCUUCGACAACUUGGCUCUGCGCUCGCUGCCCGUGGACUCCUCGGAGGAGGUCGGCCCUCGGACCGUGCCCGGCGCCUGCUUCGCUCGGGUGCGGCCCAGCCCGCUGCAGAACCCGCGGCUCGUGGCCGUGUCGCUGCCGGCGCUGGCGUUGCUGGGGCUGGAGCCGCCCGCGGCCGACCCGGCGGCGGCGGAGGCCGAGGCCGCGCUGUUCUUCAGCGGGAACCGGGUGCCGGCGGGCGCGGAGCCCGCGGCGCAUUGCUACUGCGGCCACCAGUUCGGCAGCUUCGCGGGGCAGCUGGGCGACGGCGCCGCCAUGUACCUGGGCGAGGUGCUGGGCCCGCGGGGCGAGCGCUGGGAGAUCCAGCUCAAGGGCGCCGGCAUCACCCCUUUUUCCCGACAGGCUGAUGGUCGGAAGGUCCUGCGGUCGAGCAUUCGGGAGUUCCUGUGCAGCGAGGCCAUGUUCCACCUGGGAAUACCAACAACACGGGCUGGCACCUGCGUGACAUCUGACUCCAAAGUUGUUCGUGAUGUAUUUUAUGAUGGGAAUCCAAAAAACGAAAGGUGUGCAGUUGUUCUGAGGAUAGCCUCUACAUUUAUAAGAUUUGGCUCUUUUGAAAUUUUUAAACCCCCUGAUGAAUACACUGGACGCAAGGGUCCCAGCGUUAACCGAAAUGAUAUUCGAAUACAGAUGCUGGAUUAUGUGAUCAGCACUUUCUACCCAGAAAUCCAGGAAGCUUAUUCAGACAACACUGUUCAGAGGAAUGCUGCUUUCUUCAGAGAGAUAACCAAACGGACAGCGAGACUGGUUGCUGAAUGGCAGUGUGUGGGGUUUUGCCAUGGUGUGCUGAAUACAGAUAACAUGAGUAUAGUUGGACUAACCAUUGACUAUGGCCCUUUUGGGUUUAUGGACAGGUAUGACCCUGAGCAUGUUUGCAAUGGUUCUGAUAAUACAGGGCGCUAUGCUUACAACAAACAGCCAGAGAUUUGCAAAUGGAACCUGGGGAAACUUGCUGAAGCUUUAGUUCCAGAGCUGCCCUUGGAAAUAAGUCAGCUCAUCCUGGAAGAGGAAUAUGAUGCAGAAUUUGAGAAACACUAUUUGCAGAAGAUGAGAAAAAAACUAGGCCUAGUCCAGCUGGAAUUAGAAGAAGAUAGUAAGCUGGUGUCUGAACUGCUUGAAACCAUGCAUCUCACAGCUGGAGACUUCACAAAUAUUUUUUACUUGCUGAGCUCAUUCUCAGUAGACAUUGAUCCUUCAAAAUAUGAAGAAUUCUUAGAAGAGCUGGCAAGUCAGUGUGCUUCUGUGGAAGAACUGAAAGUUGUUUUUAAACCACAGAUGGAUCCAAGACAACUGUCAAUGAUGCUGAUGUUGGCUCAGUCUAAUCCUCAGCUGUUUGCAUUAAUUGGAACAAAAGCUAAUAUAAAUAAGGAACUGGAACGCAUCGAACAGUUCUCUAAACUGCAGCAGUUAACAGCAGAUGAUUUACUUAGCAGAAAUAAAAGACACUGGAAGGAAUGGCUGGAGAAAUACAGAGUCCGUUUGCAAAAAGAAGUAGAAAGUGUUGGUAAUGCUGAUGCCUGGAACGCUGAGCGUGUGAAGGUCAUGAAUUCAAACAAUCCAAAAUACAUCUUGAGAAAUUAUAUUGCCCAGAAUGCCAUAGAAGCAGCUGAAAAUGGGGAUUUCUCAGAGGUAAGAAAUGUACUGAAACUUCUAGAACAUCCAUUCCAAGAAGCAGAAUGUUUCCAGGAGGUAAAGGAAGAUGCAGAAGAAGAGGGAGCAACUGCUACAGCAGCUGUUUGUUCUCAAGAGACCAGAAGCAGACAAUCCUAUUGCAGCAAACCUCCGCUGUGGGCUUCGGAGCUCUGUGUUACGUGAUCUUCAUAACUGCCUUGUUUAGUUUUUUGCUGUGAACUGAAGAUUCCAAUCCUCCUUCAGCAGUGAAGAAUUCAGCAAGGCAAACAUCAAAGUGCUGUUAAGUUAUUGAAAUAACACUACAUUUGGAUGCAUCUGCAGCAGUCUUCAGCUGUGCUUAAUUUGAAGCAAUUGUGGAUCAUUGGAACAAAACAGUGACAAUCAACAGCCUAUACACAUCAGUAAUCUAAAUGUUUAAACACUGAGUGUCUUUCCUUUAUCCUCACUACAUUGCAAGUAAAAAACAGUAUUUUAUGUUGAGGCAGGCUGAACUUUAAACAUCCAAAUGGAGUUGUUGUUACAUGAAGACAAAAAUAGCAAGUCAGGAAUCUGAUCUGUUUUUGUCUGAUAUCUUAACUAAUAGUACUUCUAAAACUCUUUUACUGCUUUCUCUAUGCAGAAACUUUUAGUCCUCGUCAAUGGAGGAAUAGAUUCAGUGUUGCUUGUUUGAAGCUUUAAUUAAGUAGUUCAUUUCUUUUGAACUUUCAUAUUGAUAUUUAAUCAUUAUCAAUUUUCUGAGAAUUUGUGCAGGCUAGAAUUUGGGGGGAGCAACUGAAUUUUUGUAAGAUCAGAAUUAAGGGAGAUUACAUACAUUUGCACUUGAAAACUCGGUGGUAAAGUUUAUUCACAUUCAGUAUGUUUGCACACAACACCUAUAAAUAUCUACUAAACUCAGGAGUGCAGUUUGUAAGCCAGUUGCCUCUGGAAGGGUCCAUAAGCCAAAUUAGUGUGAGCCUUAAAUUACCUCAGCACUCAAAACCAGGUUUGGUAUAUUUAUUUCUGCACUGCUAAGAGAGUCUGCCUGUGUAAAAAGUGUGCAGGUAAGGUAUCUGCUCAUCACACUGCCCAGUGGGGUUCUUCCAUUCCUUCUCUACUCCUGCACCAUGUAGUUUGCUUCUGUGGUCCUUGAAAAUCUUCAUGCUGCAAGUUUGCCAUUUAGGAACAUGCUGUUUGAGCUUGGGUAAAAGAUGAUGGAGGAUAUGGGAGGUGAAGAGGAACUGACUUGCUUGCAGGUUACUUACAACAUUUCAGUUGAGGUUUCAGGGGAAGGUUGGUUGCUGUUACAGUUAUGUUGGGAUGGACUGACUGGCAUCACCACCAGUCCUUCACUAGAAAACUUUUUAUGCCUUCUUUCAGUGAACUUCUUUAUAACAGCUCUGACUCAUUCUCUUGUAGGCAGGUUCACACAGUACUGACUCCUUUUCUUACAGGCAGCUCCACACAGCUCUGACUCCUUCUCUCCUCUCUACAUGACUGGCUAAAUGCAAACCUGUCCCUUACCCAGCCACCUAAUCCUGUCUGUCCCAUGCCCAUCUUCUUAUCUUGUCUGCCUGUUGCAUGACCACACAUCCCUUCCUCCUCACAGCACAGUCAGCAGACUCUUAGUCUCAACCUCCAACUCAAACUGCAAGUGCCUGUAACUGGUAGUUAGCUAUAACCCACUCUUUUAUAACACCCAAACUCAUCGAGCAGGCACAGAUGUUUCCACUCCUCAGUAAUCAGUACAGCUGAAAUUCAUCAGGAGAGAUUGCCUUCUGCACUAUCCUUUCAACCUGUCUGUCCACAGGUUGCCAUUAUUGUCACAUCAUCAAAAGAAUGUUGUUGUGUAGUCAGUUGUUACUUAGCUGUCUGAACUUCUUUUUGAAGGACUGUGUUAGUAGUUCAGACCCCUGAAAAGUUUGGCUUAACGCAAAGGCUUCUCUUUCUGAAGAGACUGCUGUCUCACACUGUGAUUUACGUGUCUUCAAGGAAAUUCUUCUGCUACCCCUGUGCAAACUUGACAUCAGCUGGAGUUGAAUUGGUUUUUUUUAAGUCUUUCUCAAUAUGAGCUGUCAGCAAACAGGGAGAACAGUUGGACUGUUGCUUAUCUGUCUGUACUAAUAGUCAGUUUGUCCUUGAUGUCACAAGACAUAGGGCAUGUUUUAAAUGUAAUCAUUCACUCUGUUUUGGAGUGAAUGGUUACAUUUGUGAAGGAACAGAUUUGUGACAAAGAUGAUCUCUGACAAGCAUAGCACUUUCUGGGUGAUUUCUAGCCCAUGGAAGAAUGAUGUAAUUAGGUCUUCUGGGAAUAAUCAAUUUUUUGUGGGAUUUUGAAGCUUUCUUUGAGGACUACCCUUCCUUUUUAAAUUUGGGUUACUGGAACCAAACCAUUUAAUGGAAACUAGCAGAAAGUCAGUGCUGGGUAAACAGGACCUCAUCAGGGAGGCAAAGUGUGUCAGCACUCUGAAAUAUGCUUGAGACAUCCCCGUGCAGAACCUGUGGUCUCUUACAGUGUCCCUGGUCCACAAGGGAGUAACAGAGGGAGGAAAAGUUGUUCCAAACUGAUCAACAUAACUGUGCUGAUUUUGUUUCUCAGUUUAUAUCUUUUCUGUUGGGACACAGAGGUGAACACAGGUGCUCUGUCCAAGGCUUUUGGUUAACAAAAUGCUGCAAAAAGUAAUGAUUCUUAACCAUGCUUAAGGGAUCAAGUCUUUUUCACAGCAUUGUGAUGAUAAUUUGAGGGAUUGAGUUGAUCUCUAUUAACAGUGGUAUAGAGAAGGAGAACACUGUAACUGUGUGUUUGGACAUACAAGAAUUUGAAUUAAUUACCAAAUUAUUGUGCAUCUAUAUUGCCAAAGUAAUGGAAAGAGAUACUUUGGAAUAAUUUACUAGCAAUUAUCUUAUCCUUAAAAGGGAAAAUGAAUGUUACAGUGAGAAAUGCAAAAGCAGGAUUUGCUGCUAAAUAUUCUUUGCUUACAUGUUGAUGGAGUGCAAGAGAUGUAGCAGGGUUGGAAUGAUUAAUGCAGCCUCUUGGUGUGGCUGGUUUGGUGUGACACUCAGUAAAGCUGUAUGUGUAAUAGAUGUUCACCAACAGGUAGAAACUUGGAAGGUUUUCACACGUUCCAGCUGCACUGACAUCCAAGUGCUUGGUUCCCCAGGGCAUGCAAUAUCAGUGCUUUGUGCAUGAAGAAGCAGGAUGAUCCUGAGCCAAGAGGAAUGCUUGUGCUCUUCCAGUGCUCUCAUUUCAGCAGGUGGGUUGUGGUUUGAUCUCUGAUGAUAGUGAGUUUCUUCUCUUCUUGUUCUUGGAGCAGUGUGGAAGCAGGAGGUUGUUCAGCACACUUAGGUGAAAUUUUGUCCAGAAUUGAAUGUUAUCACUUAGUUUAGUUCUUCAGAGAGAAGGGAGUACAGCUUAUAGCGUUUGGGAAUCUAAAUACUCAAAUCAUAAUUUGCUUAUUGAGUUUUACUGCUUGUAUUUGCAGUAGGUUCUGAAAAUAAUAUUUAUUACUGGUCAAAUAUUCUGCUUAUAUAAAAGCCAUGGAGUUCUGCUCAAAAUGAAGUGGUGAGUCUUAUUAUCAAAAGCUGUCUGUAGAAAUACUUGAUUAGACUUAGCCUGUGGCUAUACCACAUAUCCUGAAGUACCCUUGCAUAAAAUCAAGUGGUACCCAGAUUACAAAACUGAAAUGAGAGCCUCUUGGAGAUGAAUCUCUGGAUAGUCUCACAUGAUAGAGGGACUCUUUUAAUGACUUUGCAAGAUUUCACCAUAACUCUGCUUCAUCAGCUUGUAAGGCUACAGUUGCUGAAUGUUUUAUUGUCAGCUCUUAUUUUGGAAUGUUGUAUGGGUUGCUUGGGGGGUGGUGUUCUUUUGUGGGUUGGGUUUGGUUUUUUCCCCCCAAAUAAGUGCUGCAGAUUUCAUUCUUUUAUUGGAGUUAAUAAAUAAUAAAUUGCAAUUUUAA
This is a messenger RNA of Cinclus cinclus, 5759 nucleotides long. RefSeq names its product selenoprotein O (gene SELENOO). The transcript is spliced from 9 exons. Lineage: Eukaryota; Metazoa; Chordata; Aves; Passeriformes; Cinclidae. The record is from RefSeq and is a predicted model, not a curated record.